Drosophila grimshawi is the source of this 359-nucleotide messenger RNA. Its product is annotated as serine protease inhibitor Kazal-type 1. The record is from RefSeq and is a predicted model, not a curated record. Gene Ontology annotation, molecular function: protein binding. NCBI's taxonomy places the organism in Eukaryota, Metazoa, Arthropoda, Insecta, Diptera, Drosophilidae. Bases 39 to 275 code for a protein of 78 amino acids. The transcript has a single exon.
GCUGCUUGUGGAUUAACCUAUAAAAAAUAACAAAAACAAUGAAAUUACUUGGAUUGUUCUUGGCGAUGUGCCUGCUACUGUCGGUAUUUGUGAGCGGCCAUCCGGAUGAGGAGAAGGCAGCACCAAAAAGGACCUGCCCCUGUCCACGCAACUUUGACCCGGUCUGUGCCAGCAAUCUGAUCACCUAUCCAAAUCGCUGCAUGUAUGAUUGUGCGCGUCGUGACUUGGAGCGUUCUGGACGCAGCUUGAACUUAAUAAGAUCGGGCAGUUGUUAAACCGAUAUCUACAAUAUCUACAAUAAUUAUGCUGUAGAUAUUCUGAAGACAAAUAAAUAAAAAUGAACACAAAAUAAUAAGAAA